AUGCCUUAUUUCAAGCACAACGACAACAUCUCCAUCUACUACCUCGACGAGGGUCCGCAAGAUGUACAGGCCGUACUUCUCAAUCCCGGCAUCAUUUGCGACCUCCACGAUUAUAACUGGCAGGUGCCUUUUCUUCUCACGCAUGGCUUCCGAGUGAUUACUCCAGAUCCCAGGGGGCAGGGACGUUCAUCUGCCCCCGCUCCUACUCCGGACAUCAAAUCAUACCCUGGACCAGACGCUGAUCCGUCCAUUAUCGACCACUAUCCUCAAUCCGCAGCCUUGGACUUCAUCGCCCUUCUGCAGCACCUCAAUGUCUCAUCCGUCGUCGUCAUUGCUCAUUCUCUUGGCACGGCCGUGGCGUACCACUUCGCCACCGUGAGGCCUGAUCUGACGCGUGCGAUGGUGAUACUUGACCCGCUUCACUCGAUCCCAAGUGAGACCGUGGAAAAGUAUCUCACCGACCCUCUGCAGACCUUGCAGAACCUCGCUAUGCUUUUUGGACCCGCCCUGUAUCCGCCAACGGUCCCUGCUUGGCACUUGACCUGGAUCGGCAGACGUCUCAUGGAAGGAGAUAUGAAUGUCAUUCUGGCCCAGUCAUAUGCAUGCCAGGUUGACCCACAAGUAAUUGGGAGGCGAGAGGUCUCUGCGGCUCAGCACGAUGGCAAGAUCAAGUGCCCGCGGUUGACGAUUGGAAAUAGCGAAUAUUGGGUCACGACGGAGCGCAGCUAUUUGUCUCCGAGCAGUGAGCUUGAUGAGAUACAUCUUGUCGAGGGGAUUGGUCAUUGGUUCCACCAACUGAAGAGUGAGGAUGUUAAUGGUUAUCUUCAGCGAUGGUUUGAAAAGAUUGGUCUGAUCCCGUUCAAGGGACAUGACGAAGCAGCUCGGGCCUAG
This is a messenger RNA of Colletotrichum phormii, 891 nucleotides long. RefSeq names its product Alpha/Beta hydrolase protein. Lineage: Eukaryota; Fungi; Ascomycota; Sordariomycetes; Glomerellales; Glomerellaceae. The coding region runs from base 1 to 891 and encodes 296 amino acids. Gene Ontology annotation, molecular function: hydrolase activity. The transcript has a single exon. The record is from RefSeq and is a predicted model, not a curated record.